Molecule: messenger RNA, 1064 nt
Organism: Drosophila busckii
Lineage: Eukaryota; Metazoa; Arthropoda; Insecta; Diptera; Drosophilidae
Product: ribonuclease H2 subunit B
Exons: 1
Coding region: 38-1045 (335 amino acids)
Biological process (GO): RNA catabolic process; ribonucleotide metabolic process
Cellular component (GO): ribonuclease H2 complex; nucleoplasm
Source: RefSeq, a predicted model, not a curated record
CAUGUUAAAUUUAUUUACAAAUUGUUUAAUUUGAAACAUGAGUAAGAAAUCAACGCGCUCCACAAAACUGAAGUCUGAUCCGGAUGCUGUGCCUAAAAAAGCAUCGGUAUGUGCAAUAAAAAAAGUGCUUUUUAUAGCACACAACCUGUUGCAUGGCGAACAAAAAAUAUGUUUGGAGCGUUUCUAUCAUCCUGGCAAGGGACGCAACGCAUUGUUUGCCACGCUUGGAGAUAGUGUAAUAAUGGAGGUGCUAGAGUACGCCGAGUCACGCCGCAGCUGGCUUUUAACAGCGCUGAGCACCGAGGUGUGCUCCAAUGGGCGAAUUUACAUAACGGCACCCAUAGAUUUGAACUUCUUGGCGCUGCAUCAACUGAGAAAACAUUGCUCUCAGCGGGCUAUCUCGCUGGACAGCAUAAGCGAGGACUCUGACACUAAUCGAUUGCUUACCAAAUUUGUUAACCCGGAAACACUUAAGUGUGUGGCGGAUGUCAAGACUUCUGGCGAGCAGAGUUUUUAUAAAUACAAUGCAGCGCGAACAAUGGCUUGGUUAGCACUAAAGACGCGGCAAGUGAUGACUGUGCUGAGGAAAAAGCAGGUCCACUGCGGCCGCGGUGCAAAGUCACAAAACUAUGUGCAAAGUGAAAAGCUGGCGGAUGGGAAUGAUGUGAAUGAGAUGGACUACACUCGUAUGGCAUGCGACUAUGUUGGUCGCUACUUGGAUGCCGACUUGCACGAAGAACUAACGCGCUAUCUGCAUAUUCCAAGCGAGAUCCAAGCGCUGGUUGAAGAGCAGAGCAAUGCACAAAAGCGGAAAUCCCAGCAAAGCGAGUCCAAAGCCAACAGCAAGAAAAUUAAGCUUGCUGGCGAGGACGCUGCAAGUAAGCUGCGUCAAAGUGGACUAGUGGACAGCGAAGAACCAGUUACUUCGCCAACGGCUGCAGCACCCACUCCCCUCAAAGAACGUAGCUUAACAGCCAAGGAGAAGGCGUUGGCCAAAGGCGCCAAGGGUAGCAAGAGCAUUGCCUCAUUUUUUAAAGCAAAAUAAUAGAAACUAAUAAACUUAU